Molecule: messenger RNA, 3054 nt
Organism: Mizuhopecten yessoensis (Yesso scallop)
Lineage: Eukaryota; Metazoa; Mollusca; Bivalvia; Pectinida; Pectinidae
Product: farnesyl pyrophosphate synthase-like
Exons: 9
Coding region: 79-1173 (364 amino acids)
Biological process (GO): trans, trans-farnesyl diphosphate biosynthetic process
Cellular component (GO): cytoplasm
Molecular function (GO): (2E,6E)-farnesyl diphosphate synthase activity; dimethylallyltranstransferase activity
Source: RefSeq, a predicted model, not a curated record
GGUGAAACGAAAGAAGAAGGAGGUUAGAGGACACAUGUGUUAGAAACGUUAUACAAGACAUUAAAAAAAAUAGUUGUUAUGGAAACCAAUAGUAAUGGUUGCAAUCUCAAUAGAAAAGAUCCAAAAGUGAAGCGUCUCAAAACAUCUGGGACUGAACUGGAAGAAUUUGAUGCAGUAUUCACAGAUUUGGUAGAAGGACUUGUAAACCAAGGGAAACAACACAAGGAAAUAUCAGCUGCAGUUGAUUGGUUUAAAGAGGUAUGCCUGUACAAUGUACCAUUUGGGAAGAAGAACCGUGGCCUGUCGGUGGUGAUGACCUAUAAGAGGAUUAAUACUGACGCCACAGAGAGUGAACUCAGACAGGCCAGAGUACUGGGCUGGUGUGUAGAAUGGUUACAAGCCUUCUUCCUUGUUGCUGAUGAUGUGAUGGAUAAGUCAAUCACUCACAGAGGGAAACCGUGCUGGUACAAAAAGGAAGGUGUUGGAUUGAUUGCCAUCAAUGACUCAUUUUACAUGGAAAACUGUGUUUAUGCCAUCUUGAAAAGGCAUUUUAAACAAGAAGACUACUACACAGACAUUGUGGACCUGUUUCAUGAGACAACAAUGCAGACUGUGACGGGCCAGUGUUUAGAUCUGAUUACGGCCCCUGAAACCCAUAUCAACUUUGAUGAAUUUACAACGGAGAGAUACACAGCCAUUGUUAAGUGGAAGACAGCAUUUUACUCUUUCUAUCUACCUGUGGCCCUGGCCAUGUACAUGGCUGGGAUCAAAGACACAGCUACGCACACUGCUGCCAAGACUAUUUUAUUAAAAAUGGGAACAUUUUUUCAAAUUCAGGAUGACUACCUGGAUUGUUAUGGUGAUCCAGAGGUCAUAGGUAAAAUUGGGACUGAUAUCCAGGACAACAAAUGUAGCUGGUUAAUUGUACAGGCUCUUGCCAAGGUUGCACCAGAGCAACGACAGAUCUUACAGGAGAACUAUGGACAGCCAGAGGAAGACAAAGUGUUGAAGGUGAAGGCAGUGUACAAAGACUUAGACUUGGAACAGUUAUACCGGGACUAUGAGGAGGAGAGUUACAGACAGCUCCUUAAGGACAUCCAGUCAUUCCAGGGCCAGCUCCCUAAGGAGGUGUUUACAGACUUUGCCAGUAAAAUCUAUAAACGACAGAAGUGAAAUAUCAUUCUCUCCCAGCUAGAUAAUCUCUGUGCAAUACUGAUUGAGGAUAACAUCUAUAUAAUGGACAAGUUUGUGGAAUCGAGUCGGGCAUCCUUAAGAACUCCAGAUAAAUAUGUUAGUAUGAUAUUUGGUGGUAUGUAAUUUGUCUGAUAUAUAAGUUCUUUCUACUGAUGUCAGUCUAUGGAGUUCUGCUAUCUUUGCAAGAAAAACUGAAAUAAAUGGAUGAUCUGGAAAACAAACUUCAGUGUUGAGCUUAAUACUCAAUGUAAAAAGUGGCACUUCUGUAGUACAGUCAUUUUUGUGUGUGACUUUGAAGUGUUAUCGUUUUCUUGUCUACAGUCUUGAUAACAGCAAAUAACAAGAGGGUAAUGGCAUUAUCAAAUUGCUCCUACAGAUAUAUAAUGUGUGUGACAUUAUGUUAGUUAUAGGUAGGGUGUAUCACUGGUAAAUGUAUCCAUGCAUUUUUAAGACAUUUUGAGAUUAAAUGGUCAUAUAUCUUCAUAGUUUGCUUAAAGUUUGAUUUAAACAACAUUCCAGGGUAGGAUGAGCUACACUGUGUAACAGCCAAGGAAUAACAGGUGAAAAUACUGCCUUACUGACAAGCUAGCUUAUCCAGUGACAUGCUUACCUGUUCAGCAGUGUUGAGCUUGGUCAGGCUGGGUGGGUUACAUGCUCACUUGUUCAGCAAUGUCAAGCUUGGUCAGGCUGGAUGGGUGAGAUGCUCACUUGUUCAGCAAUGUUGAGCUUGGUCAGUGGCUGGAUGGGUGACAUGCUCACUUGUUCACAAUGUUGAGCUUGGUCAGUGGCUGGAUGGGUGAGAUGCUCACUUGUUCAGCGAUGUCCAUCUUGGUCAGUGGCUGGAUGGGUGAGAUGCUCCCUUGUUCAGCAAUGUUGAGCUUGGUCAGUGGCUGGGUGGGUGACAUGCUCACUUGUUCACAAUGUUGAGCUUGGUCAGUGGCUGGAUGGGGGACAUGCUCAGUUGUUCAGCAAUGUUGAGCUUGGUCAGUGGCUGGAUGGGGGACAUGCUCACUUGUUCAGCAAUGUUAAGCUUGGUCAGGCUGGAUGGGUGAGAUGCUCAGUUGUUCAGCAAUCUUGAGCUUGGUCAGUGGCUGGAUGGGUGAGAUGCUCAGUUGUUCAGCAAUGUUGAGCUUGGUCAGGGGCUGGAUGGGUGACAUGCUCACUUGUUCAGCAAUGUCAAUCUUGGUCAGGCUGGAUGGGUGACAUGCUCCAUUGUUCAGCAAUGUCAAGCUUGGUCAGGCUGUAUGGGUGACAUGCUCACUUGUUCAGCAAUGUCAAUCUUGGUCAGGCUGGAUGGGUGACAUGCUCCAUUGUUCAGCAAUGUCAAGCUUGGUCAGGCUGGAUGGGUGACAGGCUCACUUGUUCAGCAAUGUCAAGCUUGGUCUGGCUGGAUGGGUGACAUGCUCACUUGUUCAGCAUUGUCAAGCUUGUUCAGGCUGGAUGGGUGACAUGCUCACUUCUUCAGCAAUGUCAAGCUUGGUCAGGCUGGAUGGGUGACAUGCUCACUUGUAUUGAUAUCAUAGAGUCAAACAUGUUUAAGAGUAGCUUUAGUUAUCAGAUGGUCAUCUUUUUUCUUUUUAUCUAUGACUUACAGGUGUAUUGUAAAAUAUUUGAACAAUUUUUGUAAUGAAACACUUUAUUGGUCACUUAUUUAAAUUGUACUUCAUUGUCAUUCAUUGAAGAAACUUUUGAAUUGGAAUCAUCAAGCUUUAUUUCUGGAAAACAUGUUUUAACAGAAUAUUAGCCAAAAUUCUGAUAUGUUGAAUUGUCACCUUAUGUUGGUAUGGAAAUAUUUUGUUUUUUAUUUUCCUUGUAUUUUUUACUAUAUUUUUUUUUAUACAUGUACCAUAAAAUAUUUCA